UGUCAUUCAAAUUUGUAAAUAAACCGGAGCGAGUAGGAGUCAUAUUAUUAUAUAGCCCCAAUUAUUUGAUUUUUUCGUGUUUCUAAACUAAAAUGGAUAAAAGUAAUCUAAAUCAUGAAUCAACAACCGCCAUUCCUAAAUACGGUUUUAAAGUUAAAUUAAAUCAUGUUUAUCCGGAGCGGCGAUCCCCGCAUUUCAAGCCUUCAUUUAAAAUAAUUUGGGAUCUUUUGCCCCUAUUUUUAAGAUAUAUCUGGUAUUAUAUCGUUUAUAAGUUUAAAGGGAAAUCCAUUGUAAUGGACUACAUUUACAUGCAAACUGCCAAACAAAUAUAUGGUGUCCCUAUUGGUGGCAUAGGUUCAGGCACUAUAGGCAGAGGAUACAAAGGAGAGUUUUGUAGGUUCCAACUAAGACCUGAUGUUUGCGAAUAUAACACUGUGGAUGCCAAUCAGUUUAUAGUAACAAUAAGAGACAAGAGUCAAAAAACUAUAUUCCAAAGUGUUUUGUCCACUUAUACCAAAAAAAAAUUACCAAAAACAUGGGAAAAUUUAUUGGACGGAGGCAAAUGUAAUUAUACAGGACUUUAUCCAAGAAGUUGGACUGAAUAUGAUUUGUCUGAAUAUGGGGUAAAAUUGACUUGUCGGCAAGUCAGUCCAGUGAUACCUCAUGACUAUGAAAGCAGUUGUCUACCAUGUGCAGUAUUUGUGUGGAAUGUUGAGAAUGUUGGUAAUACCGAAAGGACAGUCACUAUUUCUUUUACUUUUAAAAAUGGGACUGGAACUAAGAAAUCUGAUAAGCAAUCUGCUUGCAGUUCAAAAUCCUUCCAAUACCAAAACUCCGAAGGGGUAAUUUUAUAUCAUACAAUUGAAAAAACCCCAAGUUCUUACACUUUGGCAGUAAAAUCCAAUGAUAAGAUAGAAGUUACAAGAUGUUUAAGUUUCAAUCCCAACUCUGAUGGUUCACAGGUGUGGAAUGAGUUAAAAACCAAUGGACAUUUUGAUAAAAGUUCAGAAAAACCAACAAAAAAUCCCCACAUUUUUGGUGAAAUGGGUGUUGGUGUGGCAGCAAAAACCACCAUAUCAGAAAAAGCUUCUCAAGACAUUGAAAUGGUUUUGGUGUGGGAUAUGCCCAGCAUAGUAUUCCCUGUAAAUCAAGAGAAGUAUUUCAGAUACUAUACAAGAAAAUUUGGCAGAGAAAAUGCUGCUCUUAAAAUAGUCGAUUUUGCUGCCAAAAACUACCAGGAAUGGGAAAAGAAAAUAUUCAAGUGGCAAGAGCCCAUUUUAAAUGACAUGGAACUUCCUGACUGGUACAAAUCUGCACUAUUUAAUGAAUCUUACUUUAUCAGUGAUGGUGGUACUGUAUGGCUUGAUUUAGAUGAUGACACCAUCAAACAGUUUGGUGAUGGUGACCCAAGGAAAGAAUAUGGAAGAUUUGCCUACUUAGAAGGACACGAAUACCGAAUGUACAACUCUUUUGAUGUACACUUUUAUGCUUCCCACGCCUUAAGCCACAAUUUUCCAAUGUUGCAGAAAUGUCUUCACUAUGACUUAAGGGAUUUUGUUGCAUUGGAAAUACCGCAGAGGAUCGAGAUGCUUUAUGAUGGGAAAAUUGUCGAGAGAAAGUAUGCCAUGAGUGUGCCACAUGAUGCAGGAGAUCCAGGUGAAAACCCUUUUUUAUUAAUUAACGCUUACCCAAUACACGACGUGAGCAAUUGGAAAGAUCUGUGCUCCAAGUUUGUUUUACAAACCUUUAGAGAUGGCAGUUGUAAUGCCCCUGACACAAAAUUCUUAAAGGAUAUGUUCGAAACAUGCGAUACAAUCAUGCAAAAAUCUUUAAAAUAUGACGUCGACGAUGACGGGGUCAUUGAAAAUUCUGGAGAGCCAGAUCAGACCUUUGACACCUGGGUGAUGACUGGCACAAGCUCUUACUGUGGAGGUUUAUGGCUAGCGGCAGUAUAUGCAAUGUCAAUGAUGGCCACGUGGUUAAACAACUCUGAAAGGUGCGAUUUCUAUCAGAAGCUACUUAAAAAGGGAACCGAGUCUUUUCAUAAAAAAUUAUGGAAUGGGAAAUAUUAUAAUUUCGACUGUUCGGAGACACAGUAUAAUGGCAUAAUGGCGGAUCAACUCAACGCCCAAUGGUACUUGGGAUGUAUCCGAUCUGCUGAUAGUUAUCCGAUAUUCCCAAAAGAAAACGUCAAAAGUGCCCUAAUGUCAAUCUACGAAAAUAACGUUCUUUGUUUCUGCGAGGGUACCAUGGGGGCGGUAAACGGAUUCAUCAACGGUCAAGUAGACCAAGUAACCAUACAGAGUCAAGAAGUGUGGACCGGUGUGACGUAUGCCUUAGCCGCAACAAUGAUCCAAGAGGGAAUGUUCGAGGAAGCCUUUAAAACCGCCGGCGGAAUGUUUCAAUCGAUGACGGAAAAGUUCGGAAUGAUCUUUGACACCCCGGAGGCGUUGUAUGCGAAAAAUUUUUACCGAUCCGUGGGUUAUAUGAGACCGUUGAGCAUAUGGUCCAUGCAAAUAGCCUGGGAGAAUAGGGAAAAAUCUUUGGAAGGUUAAAAUCCAGAUGUUAUUUACUUAACGUGCAUUUUUCUAGUCGCCACUUAAGUCAAAAAUAUUUUUGUUUUAUAGUUAUGAUGAUCGUAUAUAGUUUUAUCAUAGUUCAAACCUGAAUAACAAAGAAAUUGUGAAGUAUCAGUAAAUCUUGACAUUAUCUGCACACGAGCAUUUAUUAGUCAAGAUUUUAAAGGAUGUUGACCAAGUUUGUUAAAUCUAAGUUAUAUUUUAUUAUAAUUUAAACUAAUGGCUACAAAUAUCGUUUUAUUAUAGUUUAAACAAAAAAAUAAAAAUAAAGAAUGAUGAUAAUUAAA
Molecule: messenger RNA, 2866 nt
Organism: Anthonomus grandis grandis
Lineage: Eukaryota; Metazoa; Arthropoda; Insecta; Coleoptera; Curculionidae
Product: non-lysosomal glucosylceramidase
Exons: 15
Coding region: 93-2555 (820 amino acids)
Biological process (GO): glucosylceramide catabolic process; carbohydrate metabolic process
Cellular component (GO): membrane
Molecular function (GO): beta-glucosidase activity; glucosylceramidase activity
Source: RefSeq, a predicted model, not a curated record